Molecule: messenger RNA, 3944 nt
Organism: Sorex araneus (European shrew)
Lineage: Eukaryota; Metazoa; Chordata; Mammalia; Eulipotyphla; Soricidae
Gene: CDK15
Product: cyclin dependent kinase 15
Exons: 14
Coding region: 98-1411 (437 amino acids)
Biological process (GO): protein phosphorylation
Cellular component (GO): cytosol; nucleus; cytoplasm
Molecular function (GO): cyclin binding; ATP binding; cyclin-dependent protein serine/threonine kinase activity
Source: RefSeq, a predicted model, not a curated record
UUCAGCGCUGCUGACUUCUGGCAAAAAAGGGAGUGAACAGGAGAGGCAGACGGGGGAGAAGUUCAAGUGCAGGUUUUCUCCUUGAAACUAGAAGAUUAUGGGUCAAGAGCUGUGCGCCAAGACUCUGCAGCCGGGCUGUCGCUGCCAUCGCUGUGGGGAGGGAGGCGAUGCGCCCCGCUGCCCAAGGAGCGCGCCGGGGACCACCGCCGAGGCUGCCAUCCAGCUAACAGACCUAAAAGAAGCAUCAUGUUCCAUGACUUCAUUUCACCCCAGGGGACCUCAGGCUGUCCAUUCCCGGAAGUUCAAGAGCAAAAGGCCUCGAAGUAACAGCGAUUCUUUUCAGGAAGAGGAUCUGAGGAUGAGUGUUCAGUGGCAGAGGAAGAACCUCCCUUUUGGGGCAGCCUCAUCGUACUUGAACUUGGAGAAGUUGGGUGAAGGUUCUUAUGCUACAGUUUACAAGGGGAUUAGCAGGAUCAAUGGACAAUUAGUGGCUUUAAAAGUCAUUAGCAUGAAUGCAGAGGAAGGAGUCCCAUUUACAGCUAUCCGGGAAGCUUCCCUCCUGAAGGGUAUGAAGCAUGCCAAUAUUGUGCUCCUGCACGACAUAAUCCACACCAAAGAGACGCUGACAUUUGUUUUUGAGUACAUGCACACAGACCUGGCCCAGUACAUGUCUCAACACCCAGGAGGACUUCAUCCUCAUAAUGUCAGACUUUUCAUGUUUCAACUUUUGCGGGGCCUGGCGUAUAUCCACCACCAACACGUUCUUCACAGAGACCUGAAACCUCAGAACUUACUCAUCAGUCACCUGGGAGAGCUCAAACUAGCUGAUUUUGGCCUUGCUCGAGCCAAAUCCGUUCCCAGCCAGACAUACUCCUCAGAAGUUGUAACCCUCUGGUAUCGUCCUCCUGAUGCGUUGCUAGGAGCCACAGAAUAUUCCUUUGAACUGGACAUGUGGGGUGCAGGCUGUAUCUUCAUUGAAAUGUUCCAGGGCCAACCUUUGUUUCCUGGGGUGUCCAACAUUUUGGAACAGCUGGAGAAGAUCUGGGAGGUUCUAGGAGUCCCUACAGAGGAUACCUGGCCUGGAGUUUCCAAGCUACCUAACUACAAUCCAGAAUGGUUUCCAUUGCUUAAGCCUCAAAGCCUUCAGAAUGUCUGGAACAGUUUGGGCAGAGUCCCUGAAGCUGAAGACCUGGCCUCACAAAUGCUAAAAGGUUUUCCUCGGGAUCGAGUCUCUGCUCAGAAAGCACUCAUCCACGAUUACUUCCGAGACCUGCCCCCUCAGCUGCACCAGCUUUCUGAUGGGGAAUCUUUGUUUACUGUGUCAGGAGUGAGUCUCAAGCCAGAAAUGUGUGACCUUUUGGCCUCCUACCAGACAGGUCACCAUCCAACCCGGUUUAGCAAAUGUUGGUGACAAGAAAGGGCAAGAUCAACAAGAUCCUUCCAGGAAAUAAAUGGAUGAAUGCACUGGGCUACAUCUGAACAAUGGAAAAUUAUUUGAUAAUAUAAAGAAAUGAGCUCUCAAGUCAUAAAAAAGAAAUGGCAAACUUAAAAGAACUGUAUUGAAUAAGGGAAGACAGUCUUUUUUUUUCUUUUUGGGUCACACCUGGCAAUGCUCAGGGAUUACUCUGGCUAUGCUCAGGAAUUACUCCUGGUGUUGCUCGGGGGGACCUAUAUGGAAUGCCUGGCCGUGUGGGAUGCCUGGGAUCUAACCCUGUUUGAUCCCAUGCAAGGUAAACACCCUACCCAUUGUAAUGUUACUCUGGCCCCAGGGAAGACAAUCCUAAAAGAUUACAUAUUCUAUGCAUAUGUAACUGUAUGACAUUCUGAAAAAAACAAAGCUGAGGAAGUAAUAGAGACAAAAUCCUAGUUGUCAGGUGUUCAGAGAAAGGGAAUGAUGAAUAGGGGAAGAACAUAGUGAUUUUAGGACACUGAAACUACUCUGUGUAGUAUUAAAAUGGUGAAUACAUAUCAAUAAAGUUGUUAAAACCCAUAAAAUGUACAAUAUAAAGAAUUAAUCCUAGUGCAAACUAUGGACUUUGAGUGAUAAUGAUGUUCAUUAUUAGUUGCAGGAAAUGUACUUGUCUAUAAGAGGAGAUUGAUAAUGGGGAAGGUAUGCUUGUGUAGGGAAAUGGGACACAUUGGAAGUUUCUAUAAAUUUUGCUCAAUAUUGCUAUUAACUUAACAUUUUUCUAAACAAUACUCAGUGGAAAAAAUAAAAAGUAUAAUGAGCAAUAAGCUGAUAGAACAUUUAUUCAUGUCAAAUUUUAUCUGAUUUCAUUUCUUACCCUGUCAGCUGAAAAAUGUCAACAAUUUAUGUUAGGUUGUGAUUUAGUGACAAGUGGCAUUUGAAGUGAAUUAAUAGUAUGCCUGGCUGACCCCACCCUACCACACAAAGAUAAAACUAAUAGGUGAUAGGGAUGAAAGGACAUGUUGGUACCCCAGAGAAGGGAUUUGCUCUCUACUGAUCAGAUCAGAUCUAAAUUACUUACCACAUUUCGGAAGAAACAAAAAAAUUGAAGUAAAUACUUGUUGUGCAUUUAUUAUGUAUUUACAGAUCUACUCCUGUUUAACCCUCUUAGCAAGUUUGAGAGGAAGGGCUAGAUGGAGGUCGGUUGCUGGUGUCUGAUGGAUGCUGCUCAGACUCUGUGUGUAAAGUCUACCGUGUUCACCCCAAUCCAGAUCUGUGCGGCAUCCUCUACGGAGAGUUACUGGAACAGAGAGUCUAGGACCAAAGAACAAGAAAAAUUAGUCCCCAAAGAGAAAACACAGGGAGAGGGGAGGGCCAAGUGUUCUCAGAGAGCAAAGAGUCUGUCUUUUGCUAGGUCACUGCAGAGCCAGAACAAAUAACAUUAAAAACUCAGCCAUGUUGCUCUUGUUAUGGUGAGAAUAAUUCUCCAACAAUUUCAUCUGUCUGCCAGUGAAAUGAACUCAUCAUUGUAGUGGACUCCUUUUCACCCCAGAAGUGAGAAGGAGCUGUAGGAGGGAUUCCAACAUUAGAUAUUAUAAUUAGAUAUUAUAGCUAAUGUCUAAGGUCCUUGCUAAUUUCAAGAUUAGUCCAAUAAUGACAUUUAACUUUGGAUAUCCAAUUCUUAAAGUUAUAGUAAGUUUUUUUUGUCAUUGUAAAAAUGGUUAGACUUGUUUUACCUUUUAAAAAAUAUUUUAAAAUGGAAAUUGACUAAUAAAAACUAUUCUCUUUAAUCAUGUUAAAAAUAAAUAAUGCUGGGCAUUCAUUUUUUUUCUUUGAAAGUUAUUUGAUUUUCCUAUUUAAAAGCAUAAUCAAAUUAUACAUAAAACACCAAAACAUCACUGAAUCUUCCUUUCUUAACCUUGAAAGAAGCUUUCUUGGUGCUGGUGAGAUAGUUCAAAGGUUUAGGUGUUUGUCUUACAUGCAACCAACCCAAGUUUAAACCCCCACCCCACAAAUGGUCCUCUGAGCACUGCCAGGAGUGACUUUUGAGCGCAGAGCCAUGAGUAAGUCCUGAGCACCACUGGGUGUGGCCUCCAACUGAAAAAGGAUUUAAAAUAAGAUAUAAAUAAAAGGAGCAUUACUGAGGCCUACAGGAAUCACGCAGUGACCCAGAGGACCUGCCUUGCAAGUGUAUGAGCCACAGUAUGCAUCAAUGGAGUCUUGAAGUGCCCAGCCAGGACCUGGCAAAUUUGCUCUGCUGCAUGUGAUCCUGAGUUGCCCACAAGCAACCAUGACAGCCAAGUGUAUGUGAGCACCGCAAAGGUACAAACCUCACGAGCAUCAAAACUAAAAUGUUGUGCAAGUGCUGCAGGCAAGAAGCACAGCCCUGAUGAGAAUGUGUGUGACCAACCCUGGCAAUUUCUGCUGAACACAACGGUAACACAUUCACCUUAGGUAAAGAGUAUGAUCCCCAAGGAGACCAUUGCAUAAGCCUUGGUAAUCAUUGUGGCCAAGUGUGUAAACACUAAAACUGAUG